AUCCCGGGGACAUUGGGGAAGAGCACACUACCUUUGUAGUUUUUUUUAGGUUUGGAAGCUAUGGCGGAUAGAGCAGUGACUGCUGCUAUGUCCGAUGUAAACACAACUGUCCACUCAACGGCGAAUUCCAUGGCAUAUUUACAAGAUGAGAUGAAGCCUGACACAGAUGCCAUGGCCCCGCUCAACCUGGGUGACUUGGACUUGACCACAGAUGAGUUCAUCUUGGAUGAGGUGGACAUUCACAUACAGGCUAAUCUUGAAGAUGACUUGGUGAAGGAGGCGUUGAAAACGGGAGUUGACCUCCGGCAAUACUCUAAACAAGUGGAGGAUGAACUCCAACGGAUUGAACAAGCUUCCAUCAAAGACUAUAUCAAGGAGAGCCAGAAUAUUGCCUCUCUGCACAACCAGAUCACAGCCUGUGACUCCAUACUGGAGCGAAUGGAGGGCAUGCUGAGUGGCUUCCAGAGUGACCUCUCGUCCAUCAGCAGUGAGAUCCAGACUCUGCAGCAGCAGUCGGUCAGCAUGAACAUGCGGCUGAAGAACAGGCAGGCUGUACGCAGCCACCUCAGCCAACUGGUGGAUGAGCUGGUGGUGCCCGGAGCUAUGAUCCAGGUAAUCUUGGAGAGCCCGGUGACAGAGCAGGAGUUCCUUGAGCAGCUCCAUGAGCUCAACAACAAGAUCAACUUUGCCAAAGAGCUCAGCUUCAGGGAGACUUUGGCCUGCUCUGACAUCCAGGACAUUGUGGACCGCCUCAAAAUCAAGGCUGUCACAAAGAUCCGAGAAUUUAUCCUGCAGAAGAUUUAUUCCUUCAGAAAGCCCAUGACCAACUACCAAAUCCCCCAGAACACCCUCCUCAAGUACAGGUUUUUCUAUCAGUUCCUCUUGGCAAACGAAAGGACAGUGGCCAAGGAGAUCAGGGAUGAAUAUGUGGACACCAUGAGUAAGAUCUACUACAGUUACUUCAAGUCGUACAGCGGCAGGCUCCUCAAAGUACAGUAUGAAGAGGUGGCAGACAAAGAUGACUUGAUGGGAGUGGAAGACACGGCCAAGAAAGGUUUCUUCUCCAAGCCCUCCCUGAAGAGCAGGAACACCAUCUUCACCCUGGGCCAGCGGGGGGCCGUGCUGAGCCCUGCCGAGCUGGAGGGGCCCAUCCUCAUCCCCCACACUGCCCAGAGAGGGGACUGCAGGUAUCCCUAUGAGACGCUGUUCCGCAGUCAGCACUACGCCCUCUUGGACAACGGCUGUCGAGAGUUCCUCUUCCUGUCUGACUUCUUCAUGGUGGCUGGAAAUUCUGCGCUGGACCUCUUCAACAGCGUCAUGGGAAAGACGCUCAGCUUGUUCCUGAAGAGCAUGUCCACCUAUGUGUCGGACUGCUACGACAGCAUCGCCGUGUUCCUGUGUAUCCACAUCAUCCUGCGUUUCAGAGCCAUCACAAACAAGAGGACCAUCCCAGCCCUGGACAAGUACUGGGAUGCGGUGCUGGAACUGCUGUGGCCCAGGUUUGAGCUUAUCCUGGAGAUGAACAUUCAGAGCAUCCGCAACACGGAUCCUCAAAAACUGGGCGUGUUGGACACCAGACCACACUAUAUCACACGCAGAUAUGCAGAGUUCUCUUCUGCCAUAGUCAGCAUUAACCAGACAUUCACCAGCGAGCGAACCCACACCCUCCUUGGCCAACUUCAGGUUGAAGUGGAGAACUUUGUCCUGAAGAUGGCUGCAGAGUUCCCUUCACGCAGGGACCAGCUCAUCUUCCUCAUCAACAACUACGACAUGAUGCUCAGUGUACUCAUGGAGAGGGCAGCUGAUGACAGUAAAGAGGUUGAGGGUUUCCAACAGCUCCUCCAGGCCAGGAGCCAGGAGUUUAUUGAGGAGAUUCUGUCCUCUCCCUUUGGUGGCAUGAUAGCAUUUGUGAAGGAGAGCGAGGCGCUGACAGAGAAAGGGCAGCUGGAUAGACUAAAGAAUGACGAAGCCCGGAUCACCCAGCUGGUCAGGGGUUUCUCCAGCACAUGGAAACAGUCUGUGGAGGCUCUGAGUCAGGACGUCAUGAGGUCCUUCACCAACUUCAAGAACGGCACUGGCAUCAUUCAGGGAGCGCUCACUCAGCUGAUCCAGUACUACCAUGGUUUCCACAAGGUACUGGCCCAGCCCACCUUUCGCAGCCUGGCCGUGCGCUCUGAGCUCAUCAAUCUGCACCACCUCAUGGUCGAAGUCAAGAAACACAAGCCGAACUUCUAACUGGACACUCCAAGACUAGACUUAGGAAUGACGUGAUGGAUUAAAGGAAGGAGCUCAAAAUCUGACAUGGCCUGAUUGGAAACAAGUGGAAGAGUAUAUCCCUUUGCUCGUGACAUCACUCCACUGAUUUAAAGACUGUAUUGCGAGUGGGAACCUGUCGUUUAUGAUUUUACCAAUGUCAAUGGGUAAGGUGUUGUGUAAGUGCUACCUUUUCUUUCAUGGGUGCUGGGUUCUUUGUUUAUUCAGGAGGG
Molecule: messenger RNA, 2486 nt
Organism: Oncorhynchus tshawytscha (Chinook salmon)
Lineage: Eukaryota; Metazoa; Chordata; Actinopteri; Salmoniformes; Salmonidae
Gene: vps52
Product: VPS52 subunit of GARP complex
Exons: 19
Coding region: 61-2235 (724 amino acids)
Biological process (GO): Golgi to vacuole transport; retrograde transport, endosome to Golgi; endocytic recycling
Cellular component (GO): GARP complex
Molecular function (GO): syntaxin binding
Source: RefSeq, a predicted model, not a curated record